GAUGUGGUCGGUCGCGGAGAAGCGGGAGGGUGGAGCCCCAGCCCGGGCCGGGCAGAAUGGAGGCAGGUUCAGGCGCGGCUCUGAGGGGGCGGGGGGGUGCAGAUCGGCAACGGCGGCCGCGGUGGUGACCAAAAUGCGUCCGAGCCCUUGCGACCCGGAGAGGAGUUCCGCGAUCCAAAUGUCCGUAUCGCGGAGCGAGGUGGGCGGGCGGCUGGGGACCAUGGCCAGGACCGGCAUGGAGCCGUGGCGUGACCGGCUGGCACUGGUGACAGGAGUCGGGGGCAUCGGCGCGGCUGUGGCCCGCGCCCUCGUCCAGCAGGGACUGAAGGUAGUGGGUUGUGCCAGCCCCGUGAGCAACAUCGAGGAGCUGGCUGCCAAAUGUAAGAGUAUAGGCUAUCCCAGGACUUUGAUCCCCCACAGAUGUGAUCUGUCCAGUGAGGAGGACAUCCUCUCCAUGUUCUUGGCUGUCUGCUCUCAGCACAGUGGUGUGGACAUCUGCAUCAACAAUGCUGGCUUGGCCUGGCCUGACACUCUGCUCUCAGGCAACACCAGCAGCUGGAAGGACAUGUUCAAUGUGAACAUGCUGGCCCUCAGCAUCUGCACACGGGAAGCCUACCAGUCCAUGAAGGAAUGGAAGGUGGAUGACGGGCACAUCAUUAAUAUCAACAGCAUGUCUGGUCACCAAGUGUCACCCCACUCUGUGAUCCAUUUCUAUAGUGCUACCAAGUAUGCCAUCACCACACUGACAGAGGGACUGAGGCAAGAGCUUCGGGAGGCCCAGACCCACAUUUGAGCCACAUGCAUCUCUCCAGAAGUGGCGGAGACACAAUUCUCCUUCAAACUCCACAACAAGGACCCUGAGAAGGCAGCUUCCAUCUAUGAACGCAUAAAGUGUCUCAAACCUGAAGAUGUGGCUGAGGCUGUCAUCUAUGUCCUCAAGCACCCUUCCACGUGUCCAGGUGAGUCUGGCCUUGACUGUCCACCCCCUGGAAGAGCCCAGCCAUCUCAGAGGAGGACAGCAGGGAGGCCUAGCGGGUGGGGAGAGCAUCCUGUCUGCCUCAAGCCUUGUGCCUUCCAGCAGAUUGGAGACAUCCAGAUGAGGUCCAUGGAGUAGGUGAUCUAGUUUCCUGUGGGGAGUUCUGUCUUCCGUCCCCACGCCUCACGGCUUAGCUCCUGCCUCUGGAUUUUAGGUGUUGAUUUCCAGACUCCUGGAUUCUGCUUCCUCUCUCCAACCCACCAGGGGCUACAAAUUUUUGGAAGUUUUUAUGUCUUAUCAAAUUACGUCCACCACAAAUAUGAACAGUGGGCUGGGGAGAGGUUAGGUGUCCCCGAUUGUUUUACCUGUUAACUCAUUAUUGGUCUGCUUCUUAGUCUCCUUGGCCUUUGUGUGCUCUCUUUGGUCUCUUCCUUUUGACCUACGGAAGGAAGUAUGGCCAAAAGGGGGGCUUCCCCCUAUCUUCUUGUACCCCAACCCCUGUCCCUCAAGGAGGAGGUGGCAGAGAGAAGCCCUCACCUUCUAUCUGAAUAGCUAUCCAAGGCCCUAGGCUUCCUCCUCUCCCUGCCCUACUGCCCCUAUUGCCUCUUCUCUUCACCCACCCCUGUUCUCCAGCCCAGGCUUGGCUUCUCUGCUCCCAGUGGGGUCAUCACUCCCCCAUAGUCACACUGACUAUGGCAGCUGAAUAUCAGGCCCUGCCUCCCAACUGGGUUUCACUGUGAUAAUUAAAAAAGAAAAAUUGCAACAACCUA
This is a messenger RNA of Prionailurus viverrinus (fishing cat), 1746 nucleotides long. RefSeq names its product dehydrogenase/reductase 11 (gene DHRS11). Gene Ontology annotation, molecular function: oxidoreductase activity. Lineage: Eukaryota; Metazoa; Chordata; Mammalia; Carnivora; Felidae. The record is from RefSeq and is a predicted model, not a curated record.